This is a messenger RNA of Boleophthalmus pectinirostris (great blue-spotted mudskipper), 2280 nucleotides long. Its product is annotated as zinc finger protein 32-like. Bases 82 to 1233 code for a protein of 383 amino acids. The record is from RefSeq and is a predicted model, not a curated record. The transcript has 2 exons. NCBI's taxonomy places the organism in Eukaryota, Metazoa, Chordata, Actinopteri, Gobiiformes, Gobiidae.
AAACUGGAGUAUAAAGCGCAGCCUCCCUCGUGUGCGCUGUAAGCUCGGACUCGGAGCUAAAGCUAAAAACAGUUUGUCAAAAUGUCCAAAAGCCAAACACUGAGAGCUUUGGUGACUGAGCGGUUGACUGCGGCUGCUGAAGAGAUCUUUGCGCUGUUUGAAAGAACGAUAGCGGAGUAUGAAGAGGAAGUGUGUCGCUCCAAAGAGGAGAACCAGAGGAAACAGGAGCUCCUGGACUCGGUGCUGAGCCUGUCGAGGAGUCCUGGUCCCGGUCUGAACCAGGACCCUCCACAGACUCCACGGAUUAAAGAGGAGCCAGAUGAGCCGAGCGUCAAACAGGAGGAACACACGCUUCUUGUACAGGUCCCUGUGGGUGUCCCAGACUCCAGUGCUGUUUGUGUGAAGACAGAAGAGUCCUCACUGCUUCAACAAAGACAAACUGAGCUCAGAGAAGAAACACAGGGAGAGGACAUCAGCACAGAGACACAUUUUCACUCCUCUGACACUGACAAUGAUAAAGACUGGAAAGCUCGGUUCAGCUGUUCAGCUGCACAGAUGGAGACAGACACUGAUGGAGACCACGACAACCAAGUCCAGAUCAGAGCUAGAAGCUCCGCUGCACAAAACUCAGGUCUAUACCCCAAGUACAAGUCUGCACCAGAGACCAGUGCCACUGUGAACAAUGGAGACAUGUCAGGAACAGCAGAAGGAGCUGACGAGAAGAAAUAUGAAUGCCCUAUGUGUCAAAAGAGGUUUGGGACUAUGCAGAAAUUACAAAGACACAUUAGAGUUCACACAGGAGAGAAACCUUUCAGCUGUUUAAUAUGUAAAAAAACAUUUUCUCAAAAGUAUAAUCUUGAUGUGCAUAUCAGAUUACACACAGGUGAAAGACCUUACAGCUGUUCAAUAUGUAAGCAAACCUUUGCUCAGAAGAAUACACUGAAUAUACAUAGACAAAAACACACCGGGGAAAAACCUUACAGCUGUUCAAUAUGUGAGAAGUCAUUUUCUCAAAAGUGUAAUUUAGACGCACAUGUGAGAACUCACACAGGGCAAAGACCUUACAGCUGUUCAAUGUGUGAGAAGACCUUUUCUGAAAAGAAUAAUCUAAGUAAACAUGUGAGAACGCACACAGGUGAAAGACCUUUCAGCUGUUGCAUCUGUUAUGAAGGGUUUGUGCAAAAGAGUCACUUGAAAAGACACAUGACAACUCACAGAACAGAGUGUGACUGAAAUGUAUUUAAAAAAGAUUAUUGUUUGUGUUCAUGAGAUGUUUUAAAGAGCCCAGAGUUGUGUGUUGGAGUCUGCUGCUGACGAAUCAAAUACAGAAGUUUGGAGCUGCCAUCUGUGGUUAAAGCUUAUCUACCUGAUUUUUAACAAGAAUCAUAAAGAUUCUGCCUGCUAUACUCGACCUCUCUUUAACUUAUAUAUUUCAUACCACUUUUGAAACCAUUUUAAAACCAAAAGUUUGAAUGCUAAUUUAUUUGUCAGUAGAGUUAAAUUUGCAUUUAGUUAUUUUCAAGUAUGUAUGCAUGGAUUCACUUGUGUUCCCCGUAUGAUAUGAGUUGAACUGAAUGAAACAUGUAUUUGUGACAGUUUUGUCAGAUGAUAUAAAAUGUAAUUGUAUCACAGUGGAGACUUGCUGUUUGCCCCAGAAUGUCUUAAAGUUAUUUGGAUUGGGAUGUAAAAAUAGUAUCCUCUGGGGAUGGGACAAGAUCUCAUACCACAAGAUCUGGUGAGACAAAAUUGCCACAAGAUGGAAAAAAAUUAUCUUGAGAGAUUUUUUUUUUCUCCCUGAUUUUACCUUUGGCUUGGACUAAAAAAGAAUUAAGAGCUGGGGAGUUGUACAAUUUGAGAAGCUGUAGUUCCAAAAAGCAGUAGUAAAAUGACUGCUAAAGUAUUACAUAAAAUAAAAAUUGUGAAAUCAAUUGCACUACUUAUACAAAUUAUGUCAAAACUUCAUUCUCGUAAACCUAAUCUCGGGGUUUGUCUCGUCUUGUGAAAAUUGCGUCUUGUCCCAUCCCCUAGUAUCCUCUAUAGUUUUAUAUGGACAACAUCUUUCAUAUUAAAACUGUAGAAAAAGGCUUAUGUGUACACAACAGAAAUAUUUAUACGCAUAGAGAUUUAGUUUUCAUCCUGUUUUGAAUCUAAAUUUUGUCACAGUAAAAAAGAAAAAAUACAGCUUUGUCAACGCAGUGGUAUAAAGAUUUAAGUUUACAUAUACAUGUUUUUUUUGUUUUUUUUUCUGGUAUUAAUAUAAAAUAAAUCACAGUCACAUUA